Molecule: messenger RNA, 1899 nt
Organism: Morchella sextelata
Lineage: Eukaryota; Fungi; Ascomycota; Pezizomycetes; Pezizales; Morchellaceae
Exons: 6
Coding region: 1-1899 (632 amino acids)
Molecular function (GO): flavin adenine dinucleotide binding; monooxygenase activity
Source: RefSeq, a predicted model, not a curated record
AUGGGUUCCGUAGCAGCAGAAACCAAGCAGCAGCAGCUCCCAGACGGCUACGUACAGCCCGCGGAGUUGCCACCAACAUCAUGGUCGAUCCUCCCCUCCGAGGAGCCAGAGUUCGUCUCAAUUGCCCAAACCUGGGUCGCCUCUCUAUCAAAGCUUCUAUCCUCCACCGCCGUAAACCAAGCCUCCCUAAGCAACAUCUUCCUCCAGAACUCGUACUGGAGAGAUCACCUCUGCCUAUCAUGGGACCUGCGAACGUUCCACGGGCCCUCCAAGAUGGAGACCUUCUUCGCACAGAACCCAACGAUCCGUUUGAAGACUGUCGAGAUCGAUUACAAGAACCCGGAGGCGGUCUCGUUGAUAACGUUGAUACCCGGACAGGAGUUUAGGGCCGUGCAGGCAUAUCUUAAGAUCACUACUGAGUUUGGGACAGGGCGAGGCUUGGUCAGGAUCUUUAGGGAGGGCCUGGGGGGUCAGCCAAAGGCAUAUACACUCUACACAGCACUAGAGGAGCUUAGAGGACAUGAAGAGCCAUUGGGUGAUAGGAGGCCGCAUGGUGUAGAUCAUGGCGCGAGACAGUCGAGGAUGAGCUGGAAGGACAGGAGGGAAGCUGAGAUUGAGUUUGCGAAUGGCGCUGAGCCGACUGUGUUGGUUGUAGGAGCUGGACAGGGUGGUCUUACAAUUGGUGCUAGGCUUAAGAUGCUGGGCAUUCAGACCUUGAUCAUUGAUAAGAACGAGAGAGUUGGCGAUAACUGGAGGAAGAGAUAUCACCAGUUGGUUCUUCACGACCGGGUCCAUUACGACCAUCUUCCCUAUAUUCCCUUCCCAGCUAAUUGGCCGGUCUACACUCCGAAAGACAAGCUUGGAGACUGGUUCGAAUCUUACGCCAAAAGCAUGGAACUAAACGUCUGGACCACUAGUACCGUAACUAGCACUAUCUGGGACCCCGUCAAAAAGCACUGGACCGCCACCAUCGUCCGUUCCACACCCUCCGGGCAAUCCACCCGUAUAUUCCACCCGCGGCACAUUGUCAUGGCCACCGGCCAUUCCGGCGAACCAAACAUCCCCGCCAUUCCCGGAAUCGGCUCAUUCAAGGGCGACCGCAUCUGCCACAGCUCGCAAUUCCCCGGAGCCCCGCAACCGUCGACGGGGAAGAAGGCGGUGAUAGUAGGGUGCUGCAACAGCGCUCACGAUAUUGCGCAGGAUUGGUAUGAGCAGGGUGCGCAGGUUACUAUGGUCCAGAGAAGCACGACAUGUGUGCUCUCCAGCGAGCACGGCAUGGACGAGUUGAUAAAGCCAAACUUCCAUGACAAUGGUCCACCCGUCGAAGACGGUGACCUGAAUAUGUACGGCACCACCGCCCCCGUCCUCAAACGCCUCCACAUCGACACCACAAAACGCAUCAACCGCCUGGACCGCGACCUUCUCGAGGGCCUCGAGAGCGUCGGCUUCAAGCUCGACAACGGCUCCUUCGACUCCGGCUUCGUCCUCAAGUACUGGGAGCGCGGCGGCGGCUACUACAUCGACGUUGGUGCCUCCGAGCUCAUCAUCAACCGCAAGAUCGCCAUCAAGCAGGGUCAAGAAAUCAAGCAGAUCCUGCCUCACGGCAUCGAGUUUGCGGACGGGAGUGUUCUUGAGGCAGACGAGAUUGUCCUAGCGACGGGGUACGAUAACAUGAGGUCUACCGCGGUGAGGAUAUUUGGGAAGGAGGUGGGCGAGAGGGUCAGGCCUGUGUGGGGGCUGGAUGAGGAGGGUGAGUUCAAGACGAUGUGGAGGAGGAGUGGGCAUGAGGGUUUCUGGUUUAUGGGUGGAAAUUUGGGGUUUGCGAGAUAUUUUAGUCGCUUUUUGGCAUUACAGAUUAAGGCACUUGAGGAGGGAUUGACAUCUUAUGAUAGGUAUUGA